Molecule: messenger RNA, 870 nt
Organism: Aureobasidium subglaciale EXF-2481
Lineage: Eukaryota; Fungi; Ascomycota; Dothideomycetes; Dothideales; Saccotheciaceae
Exons: 1
Coding region: 399-560 (53 amino acids)
Source: RefSeq, a predicted model, not a curated record
GUUUUCAACUGGGCGCUGAAGAAGAUUUGUUUUGAUUGCCAUCUACUGUCGUCGCUAUCGUCGCUGUCGCCGUCUGCGACGCUUCGCUCGGGAUGUUACUUGUGACCACGCGCGAUUGCCUGCACGCACCAAGCUGCUGCCUUCACCUCAACGCCUUCGCGCGUGUGUUUUUUGGUAUCAUGCUCAGCGGCUUGCCCGGCGCAGUCGCCGUCGCCGUCGCGAAACGCCCGUCCUAUUAUUUUGGCAUACGUCCCCAGCCCACGCUCAAAAUGCUCGUCGCAAAGGAGUGAUUCGCAAUGUUUUACACGCCGUAGCUUCUGGUUCGGUCUCAUAUGUAGUUGCUAUACCGUUAGUUCUUGCAUUGAGUAUAUCAUUGUUGUUUGCAGACCGACUGUCUCAUGGUCAUGGUAAAUACGCCGAUGGUCAAGGCCAGUGGCACGCUCGGUGAGAAAGAGAGUGAAGAAGUCAAGGUUAUCGAGCUUCUUGUUUCCCAGCCACGUGUACGCGACAUGAUCUUUUUCGCGGCGAGGAAUCCUUGUCCUGCUACGUGUCUGUCGUGAAAAGGCUACAGAAGGCCCAUCUCACGCUACACCCUCGGUUCAUUGGAAGACAUAUUUACCUUUCCAGCGGCAGAUCUUUCGGGCGAGGGGGUCGGGUCAGAUCGACUGUGCCCUCACCAUACAAAUCAAGUCGCCUCGCUGCAGACCCAACUUAUAGUCGUGGUGAGUAUUGACAAUGUCAUCUACACUUGGUCAAAAAGUUAAUCCAAUAGGAGUGUCGCUGUCAAAAACAGGUGACUGCGUUGAUCUUGCAGUAUGACUCCUUCCCUGACAUGGUCCUUCAAAUGCUGGUGAGUUGAAACAAGCCAAG